UGUUCUUGAACUUCCCAUUCAAUCGGCCCGAAUCAGUCUUUCAUGUAGUUGCAAGCUACAUUCUUCUAAAAGUAGUAGAAAAUGCACUUAUCUCCGCUGUAAAUGGUAUUGCCAACGAGGUAUUUACCAAAGUGUAACGUUACAGAUAAAGUCAUCUUUUUACGGGAACAAUGGUGAAGUACUUUGCCUGCGUGGGUCUUCUGAAAAGUUCCUGGGACCAAGUCUGCACUGCUUUCUGGGAGCGAUAUCCCAACCCCUACAGUAACCAUGUCCUAACGGAGGACAUCAUCUUCAGGGAGGUAACCCCCGGUAACUGUCUGGUCUCUAGGCGACUGCUGACCAAAACGAACCGCGCCCCUCGUUGGAUGGAGAAGUACCUGCCGGUUACCAUGGCGAGGCACGCCUACAUCAUCGAGGAUUCCAUCGUGGACCCUCAGAACAGAACCAUGACAACGCUGACUUGGAACAUCAGCCACGCACGCAUGAUGUCUGUGGAGGAGCGUUGUGAGUACAGAAUUAACCCUGACAACACCAGCUGGACGGAGAUUAACAGAGAGGCCUGGAUCUCGUCUAACGUCUACGGGCUCUCCAGAGCUAUACAGGAAUUCGGCCUUGCCCGGUUCAAGACCAGUGUUACAAAGACCAUGAAAGGGUUUGAAUACGUCCUGGCCAAAAUGCAAGGUGAGAUCCCCUCCAGGACCCUGGCUGAGCAUGCUACAGAGAGGGCCAGGGAGACGGCUCUGGCAGCUAAAGAGAGAGCCAAAGACCUGGCCUCACAGGCUCACAAGAAACAACAGUAUGUCUGAGCUGCCAGUGUAGGGUGAAGUUGCCCCUAGAUGCUGAUAUGGUUAGGAUUGGGGCAGGGGAAGCUGAUCCAUGAUCUCUUCCAAGAAAACUUCAACCCGGAGCGCGAGGUGCCAGUGGGAGGAACAUUGGCCAGACCUGCCUGGAUUCAAAGACUAUUUAGAAAUAAUUUCAAGUACUUUAUCUGGGAUUGAUUUAAGCAUGCCUGGCAUAAUGGGAACCAAUAGAAUACUGCAAACCCAUGCUCAUCCGGCGCUCCAGACAGGCUCAAGCAAAUACAAAAAUGGAUUUCAAAAAUGUUGAAUAGUAUUUGAACUCAGGUCUGGUUGGCUCUAACUUGCUGGUCCAGAGUCAGAUCUUAUUCAACCCCCCUAAUGAUGACCUUUGGAGGGGAAUCUGAUCUGUGAUUAGGGUUGCAAAAUUCCGGUAACUUUUCACAAAAUUCGCAGGUUUUCCAGAAAAACCAGUUGAAAGAUUCCCGGACCAGGAGGGAAGCAGGACGUCUGGAAUCCUCCAACCAGGAUUUCUGGGUAUUUUGUGAAUGCUUUAGUAAUUUUGCAACCGUAGGUGUGACCGUGAGCUAGGGGAUGGACCAUUAGUAAAAUUUAGCUUGAUCUGAAAAUGUGGUCGGAGGCUUCGUAUGGAGGGUGUGACGCAAUUCCGGAGCCUCCGGAGGCAUGCAGAGGCCAAAUCAAGCUCCGUACCGAAUCGCCGUGCGACUCCCAAAUUUUGUAACAAUGCGGAGGGCUCCGUAUAGCUCCGCAGUGACUUGAUUGGUUGAUUUUAGAUGAGGGCGGGAGGUCCUGUGUAAACACAAACUCACUUCCUGUACAUCUUCCUUCACAACAGCUCUGCGAAGCGCCCCCAAAAAAAGUAUGUUUGCUCUGACUUCUGCAGAGGCUGCAGCGUACUGCUGUCUGGGCUGGGUCUCAAUAGCCCUCACUAGCUUCCUUUCCCUGUCUCCUUUCCUUCGGCACAGUACUCUUUUAACAGGUUGGUGAAAGCACUGGACUAGUUUCCAUUGUACUCCCUCCACCUGUCAUGGUCUUAUCAGUUAGUGUGUAGAUGCUGAUCUCAAUGAGACAAACCCUGCAUAAAUGAAGGCUACAUAUUAGUAGUGAAAGUGAAAGGAAGCGAUGAGGCUAAACGCUAUGGAAGUGGUUACUGUACGUCACAGAAUUUUUAAACUUGAGUAACUAGAUUGAUCUUGUUAUUGUUGGGAGGUAUGCGGCGGCAUUAGGGAUCCCACCCAGCAGGUGAUCUACUUACUGCAGCAUUAGGGAUCCCACCCAGCAGGUGAUCAAGAGACUGAUUCAUGUCUCCAGAAAUGACUUGUGACUCUUGUUAGGUGUCCAUCUUGCUGUCCACCUACUGAACACUUUCAUAGCCACCAUGAGGAUGAUAAGAGUUUCACGCGGUUGGGUGAAGCUGUCCCUAGACGCUGAUAUUGGGUCAGUUUAGCAUUUCCCCCACUAAUGGUUAAGGUUAGGAUUGGGGGAGGGGGAAUCUGAUCCUGGUUCUGUAAACCUACCCACCAUUCCCUCCAACUCAGUGGGUGCGUCCCAAAAUUGCACCCUAUUCCCUAUAUAGUGCAACUACUUUUGACAAGAGCCCUAUAGACCCUGAUCUAAAGUUGUGCCCUAAAUAGGGAAUGGGGUGACAUUUUUGGGAGUCAGCCAGCCUCGGUGCCCUUCUGUCUUUUACCAGUACAAGAGGCAACAACGUUCCAGGAAGCAUUUCUCCUGUCUGUUGUAGUUCCUUUACGUCAUAUGGUCUGUUUCUCACCCUGUAGAUGACUGGCCACAUGUCUUUAUUUACGUUUUGUGUUUUAGGCUUACUAGUGUAAAUGUUUCUGCUAGCUAGACUGCUCAAAAAGCAAAUCUCAAAGAAGUCUCACUCAGUCUCGAUUCAUCACUCUUCGCUAUAUGAGUUAUGGCGCUUCAUUUUAUUUUUUUGAUUCUGAAUGAUAUUUCAUUGCUUAAAAUUGAAGUUGUUACUAGUGUGAUGAUGGGGGUCCACAUUGCUUGAACGUGAUUGGCCUGGGCUGCUGCUGGGCUUUCGCUUGGCGUUGUGAAAAGACAGGAUUGCUGAGGAUGUCAUUGUCUGUCUGCUUGAGUCAAAUGUUG
Molecule: messenger RNA, 2930 nt
Organism: Coregonus clupeaformis (lake whitefish)
Lineage: Eukaryota; Metazoa; Chordata; Actinopteri; Salmoniformes; Salmonidae
Product: PRELI domain-containing protein 1, mitochondrial
Exons: 6
Coding region: 171-806 (211 amino acids)
Biological process (GO): phospholipid transport
Cellular component (GO): mitochondrial intermembrane space
Molecular function (GO): phosphatidic acid transfer activity
Source: RefSeq, a predicted model, not a curated record